ACCGGAAAAAGACAAAACUAACAUUUCAUUUUUCUCUUCUUUUACUUUCUGUUAUCAGAAAAAAGUAAAAAAUGCAUUUGCAAGCUCAUCCUCCUCCCGUACCGCGGAACCUGCAAUAACAGUACUUUGUAUUUUAUCUUUCGGCAAAUUGUAUUUUCUUUUCUUAUUGAUCCCAUUAUAGCAAACUUUAAGGACAAAUUAUAGAAAAAAGAAGUGUUCUUUUCCCACACCCAGAUUUCAAUUCCAGUGAUUGUGGAACUUGGAAGGGGUAAUUUUGAACCACAAUAAAGGGUUUGGUACUGCUGUUGAUUGGAGUUCUUGAAAUGUAUAUACCUGUGGCUGCUUCUUCAGCCACGCCUCGAGGUGGAUUGCCUAAUGACGGUGGGGAUUCUGUUGUGACAUUAGAUCAAGUUCCGCGUUGGAUUGAUGCCGAGCAUUUGUUGGAGAGUGACAAUGGAGAUUCAUCGUUUUCCGGUCCAUGUUUCCCUGAUCCUUUGGCGUUUAACUCGGGAACUGGGAGUGGUGUAGGUGAUUUGGUAUCGAGGUUUCCUGUUGAUCAUGAAAUAAAUACAAGGAUUUACUUGUGGAGGGGGAAUCCUUGGAACCUUGAGGUGGAUGCUGUGGUUAAUUCAACUAAUGAGGUCUUGGAUGAAGCACACAGCAGCCCUGGGUUGCAUGCUGCAGCUGGACCUGGUCUUGCCGAAGAAUGUGCAACUUUGGGUGGGUGUCGAACAGGGAUGGCUAAAGUUACCAACGCCUAUGACCUUCCUGCAAGGAAAGUUAUCCAUACAGUUGGUCCAAAGUAUGCCAUGAAGUACCACACUGCUGCAGAGAAUGCUUUAAGUCAUUGCUACCGUGCUUGCCUUGAACUUCUAAUUGAAAAUGGGCUUCGAAGUAUUGCUAUGGGCUGUAUUUAUACAGAUGCGAAGAAUUAUCCCCGUGAACCAGCUGCACAUGUAGCUAUAAGAACUGUGCGGCGGUUUCUUGAGAAGCAGAAUGACAAUGUAACAGCUGUUGUCUUUUGCACUACCAACACAGCUGAUACUGAGAUGUAUAAAAGGUUACUUCCUCUUUACUUUCCACGGGAUAAACAUGAGGAGGAGUUGGCUAUGUCAAAGCUUCCUGCAGAUGUUGGGGAUGAGAACGGUGAGACUACGAUAGAUGAGCGUAAAAUCAGAAUAAAGCCUUUGCCUAAAAAUAAAAUUCCAAAACCUCAUAAAGAGCCAGUUGAUCUUCCUGUUAGUGAUGUUGGCUUGAUUCGCAGGACUUCAUCAUAUUUAGAUUCAUUUCUGGAUCCCGCCUUCAUGUCUUUGAUUAAAGACCCUGAUGAAAGACGUCUAGAGCAGUGGGAGAAAACUGUUCAAGCGCAACGAGGCUGGAAUUUUGCUAAUAUGCUUGGAUUUGGUGACCUAGGUGGACCUCCAUUGACUGCGGCUGAAGAAUAUUCUCUGCAUUCUAGAUAUCUUUCUAAAGCAAAAUCCUUAAAUCUAUCUGAAAUUGCAGAGAUGAAGAUUGUUUACCGUGGAGGGGUGGAUAGUGAGGGUCGUCCCAUCAUGGUUGUUGUGGGGGCUCACUUUUUGCUCAGAUGUCUUGAUCUUGAGCGAUUUGUGCUGUACGUGGUGAAGGAGUUUGAGCCAAUAAUACAGAAGCCUUAUACUAUUGUAUACUUUCAUUCUGCUGCAUCUCUGCAAGUGCAACCAGAUCUUGGUUGGAUGAAAAGAUUACAACAAAUACUUGGACGGAAACACCAACAAAACCUACAUGCAAUAUAUAUCCUUCACCCAACUAUUGGACUAAAAGUUGCAGUAUUAGGUCUACAGUUGCUUGUCGAUAAUGUGGUUUGGAAGAAAGUGGUAUAUGUCGAUAGACUUCUGCAACUCUUCAGAUACGUACCGCGUGAGCAGUUGACCAUCCCAGAUUUUGUGUUUCAGCAUGACUUAGAAGUGAAUGGGGGAAAAGGUCUUAUUGUGGAUCCCAGAACAAAAUAUGUUUAUCACAGACCUUGAGUGUGUCAUCCACAGUUCUAUGAUCAGUUGAUAAAGAACACCACUUGUCGCAGUUUCUUCAUUAUUCUCACAAUCUCACUGGUAGGAGAAAAAGGGUCUAUGUGCCUGUGUAUGUAAGAAUUCAGUUUUCUACUUUUUAUUUUUUAUUUCAAUUGUUGAUAAGUUUCUCUGUAAGUAAUAUAAUAUUACAUUUUUUUUUUCUGUGUAAUCUCUCUGUAGUGAGUUCUGAAUAAAAUUUAAUGUGAUUUUGAUCUGUUGAACCUGGCGUUGUUAUCUUUGUGCA
Cicer arietinum (chickpea) is the source of this 2289-nucleotide messenger RNA. RefSeq lists its product as uncharacterized. NCBI's taxonomy places the organism in Eukaryota, Viridiplantae, Streptophyta, Magnoliopsida, Fabales, Fabaceae. The record is from RefSeq and is a predicted model, not a curated record.